UCUCCUCCUCCUCCUCCUCCUUCUCUUCCUCUCCGGAGCCAAGGAGGCGGAUCUCAGCGCCGGCGCGCAAGGGAAACAAGCAGCAAGCCGCAUCCCAGGCAGCUCAGCCCAGGAAAGGACGGCGAGGAGAAGCCGGGGAGCAGCAGCUCCCUCCUACAGAUGCCCACAAAGCAACUGCAUCCCUGAAGAAAGUUGUCGUGUUUCAUAACCAAAGGAACACUAAUUGGGAAAUUGAUUGAAAGGCAAUAAGAAGUUUCCUGGGCUGGUGGAGAAGGAAAACCUCAUGAGAUGUCUCCUUUUGUAGCUGCUUUCAAACCAAAUCCUUGAUUGGGAAGCCAUACAUCUAUUUGCAAGAGGAUGCUCACUCCCAGGGCUCUCAUUAAUGGAACAGGGUCAGCUUCUAUGUUGAUCUGAAAUCUAUUUAAAACAAUUAAACAGAUACGUUUCUGAUUCAGGAGUCUUGCCAACAGACCAAGGGAGAAUUACAGUGGAUGCUCCCCGACAGCCAGCUGAACUCCUUGAAGAAAAGCUAUGGAAGGGAAUAAAAGUGCCAUGUUGUUCAAAAUCAAACCUUUGCUUAUUUGUUUGUAAUAUUAAAAAGGGGGAAAUACUCUUUUUUUUGUAAAGAAAUCCUCAUUUUUCAAGAGACUGAACAUUGAUGACUGUAGUUCAUGCCAACUCUACAGAUAUAACUCAGUUCAACAGGAACUUCAUCUCCCCAGGAGACAUUGGACACUGUGAUUCUACAAGUAUCAGCAGCAUCCUUCCUGACAUACUGUUCUCAGGAUUCACUGGGUUGGAGCCAUGUUAAUUAAACUAGUGUAAUUCUGCCUUAAGACUGUCUUAAAAAAAAAAUUCAAAAUGUCAGCAAAGGAACGUUGCUUCAUUUUCGAACACUAGAGCGCAAGCCUCAAAGAUGGAAGAUACAGAGAAAACAGUUCAGAUGGAGAGCCCUCAAAAACCAGAAGCUCUGGAUGGGCCAAAGUUUGCCAUCACAAACCAGAGCCCGGCCAAAAAGGCCUCAGUCUUUUGUUUUAAGAAAAGGAAGAAGUCCUGUGAAAAGGUUGCAGAGAAGGAGGAAGAUGGUGAAUCUGAGACACUUACUUUAAAGCCUGUAAGCCAGGACUCCAACACGGGAAGUAGCGGAGCAGAGCUAUCAGGUUCCUUAUGGACGUCAGGAGGAGCUUGGUUGGCCUUCAAACGCCUGGUGACUUCAAGGAGACGAUCCAAGUCUGUCCUAAAGAAGCAGCAACAGUCAGGAGGUUCCCGUGUCCAACUGGAGUCUCAAGCAGAAGACUCAGGGGUGCUGCCUUGCCCAAAGGAACGAGCUGGGUUGAAAAUCCCCUGCUUGAGGUUCUCCAGAAGCCGGAAGAAGGCCACUAAUUGUGAACUUUCUGAAGAGCUGGAUCAUGGAGAGAAAGCAAAUGAAAAGACAAGUAUUUUGAAUGACCAAAGUAACUGUGAGGAACCAGAGGUUCUGGCUCUGGAAGGUCCACUGAGUGCCCAACGGUCCUCCUCCAGUGAAGCCCUUGAGGAGACAAAGGGCGAUACUGACAUUGUUAAAAAUGGGGGCAAUGUGGUCAACUCAAGUACGGAUAAGGUCUUUGCAGUAGAUAUAGGUCCUGGUCCUGAUUGUUAUGCAGAUGAUGUGGUCCAGUCCGAAAUCAUCCACUCUGAGAAGGUCCUCGAAACCGAAGAGGAGAAGCAAAUCUUCCAGUUGCACCAGGGCAGCCUCUAUGGAGACCCAGAAGAAGCAGAAGACAAGAGAUUUAAUUUCAAGGUUGAGAUAGGGCCUCCCAUUCCUGAGAUCUUGCCAGGAGCUGAACUUGGAGUCUUCAAAACGGAGGAGGUCAAAGAGGCAGAGUUGGGGAAGGAAGUUGACACUACUAUGAAUGGAAGCAGUGCCAAAGAGGGAAACUCUGUUGAGGUGAUGCUACAUUGCAGCCCACCUGCCAUGGGAGAGGAGGCUUCAGAUGUGCCGGUCGGUUCUGAUGAAGAAACAAAAGAAAAUCAACCUGUCAUGCCAGCAGCGGGCAUCAUGAUCAUGAUUACAGAAGCGGAGGAAUGGCCGGAUGAAGAGGAACCCAACCAGGCCUGUGAACUCUUCUCGUUGGCACAAGUCAACAAACAGAAAGGGAAGAAAAAAUCAAAAAAAGGUGCUGAUUCAGGGGGUCAUGACCACACAAGGGACGGGAAACCGUCUUCCAAGGUCUGGCCAGCCUUGAGUGGAACUGACCAGGAACACUGGACUUCAGAGCAAUAUGAAGGGCUUCUGAUCGAAACGGCCGCAUCGCUGGUUAAGGCAGCCAUCCAGUCGUCCAUUGAGCAGCUGGUGAACGAAAUGGCGGUGGAGCAAAACAAGCAGAACAGCUUCCUAUGAUCUUGGGGGUUCUUUGCAGUCCAAGUUCCUGCGAGGCAUCAGAUUUCGAGUGCCAAUGAAACUCUGGUCUGUUAUUUAACAUUAUUAGAAGGUUAACGUAGGCAAAGGCAUCGCUUGGAUUUUUCUGUGCCUGCUGGCAAAACUGCUCAGUUCUGUUCCUGCAGUUAAUUCGGUAUUAACUCCACAGGAAGAAGGUUCCUGAUAUAGUUAGACUCAGCAUGGGAAAACUGGAAUGUUCUGAUCUCGGGGAUAUUUGCAUUGUCUGUGACUAGCCUAAUUUUGCAUGUUGGUGAAAUGAAUGUACUGUAUGUUAAAAAAAAAAUGGGAUGUAAGAAUAGCAGGGGGUGGGGAGCCAUUUAUGGCAUGGUGACCUGGGCUAAUGGCUUGUUCUGGGCGGCAGAUGACCUUCCUCACCUCUCCUCUUGAUUCAUUUAUUUUAUAUACUAGAACUCAGGUGGUUCACAUCUCCCCUCAAUAAUCCAAAUGUCUCAGUGUUAAUUAGCUUACAUCUGAUCUUCAUGCCAGGAAACCUUGCCUGAUGAAUUGCUGUGAGCUCGACUGCUUUUAAAGAUAUCAGAGAAAGCAAGGAAGGAAGGAAGGAAGGAAGGAAGGAAGGAAGGAAGGAAGGAAGGAAGGAAGGAAGGAAGGAAGGAAGGAAGGAAGGAAGGAAGGAAGGAAGGGGAAAGAUAGAGGAGAGAGGAAGGAAGGAAGGAAGGAAGGAAGGAAGGAAGGAAGGAAGGAAGGAAGGAAGGAAGGAAGGAAGGAAGGAAGGAAGGAAGGAAGGAAGGAGGAACUAGCAAAGCUGUUCUUGUAUAGGGAUUGUACUAUUGAACAGCAGUCUUGUUGCUCAUCUUGCAAACCGUUAAAACAGGGAGAUUCUGGGACAUGCAGCUCCCCAAAAGUAACUUUUCCAUGCUGUAACCCAAAAUCGGAAAAAUGGCUACUAAAGAGGGUUUUUGGGUUUUUUUGUGUGUCGGGAGCAACUUGAUAAACUGCAAGUCGCUUCUGGUGUGAGAGAAUUGGCCGUCUGCAAGGAUGUUGCCCAGGGGACGCCCAGAUGUUUUUUGAUGUUUUUACCAUCCUUGUGGGAGGCUUCUCUCAUGUCCCCGCAUGGAGCUGGAGCUGAUAGAAGGAGCUCAUCCGCGCUCUCCCUGGGUUGGAUUCGAACCUGGCAGCCUUCAGGUCAGCAACCCAACCUUCAGGUUACAAGGCUUUAUCCCACUAUGCCAUUGGGGGCUCCUACUAAAGAGGGUGAAAGCCAAUUCUGGCACAUUUUUAGUCCGAGGAAAGACAUUUUCUUCGGCAGGAAGGAAGCCAGAAAUCCGUUGCCAGGUCCACUUCUUGCUGGGAUGAAGUCCUCUCCUGGGCCUGAAAUGACCGUAGAGGACUCCAUCCUAGCAAGAAGCGAGCUGGCAACUAAUUUCUGACUUACUUCCUGUGGAAGAAAAUAUAUUUCUUGAGGAUAAAAUAAUUUAAGGCUGUUUUGCUACAUUUGGUAUGCAGAGUUUCAAGUAGCUGUGGCUCUCCAAGGUCUCCUCAAGGGCUUAUGUAGACCCUUUUGCCUCCAAGAAGUGUCCAUCCAUGAGGGAUGGUUCUGUGGAGGAGUAGGAGGAUUUCCCCCCAUCCCUGUUUAUGUCCACAACAUAAUGGGCAGGGAAAGGAAGAAAAGCUAUCAAAAGUUGCAUGCGUUGGAGGAAUGGGGUCCCAUCUGUUUUGACCUGUUGUGGCUGAGAUCUCCAACAUGGUGCCUGCCAACAUCGUCACCAUUUCCUCCAGCUUCCUUUGUGGCAGAAACAGUCCUAGUUUAUCCUCUUGCUUCCAUUAAUCCAGAUGCGAUUUAAAAGUCCUAGUUUCUCUCUCUUGCUCCCACUUUCAUCCUUAGUUUAUUUCAGUCGCUGCAAAUGAAGUUUCAAGUCCAGUUGUAAUGUGACCUCAGUUGGUUCAACUGUGGUCAGAGGAGAGGAGUGGGCAGAAUUGUACUCUUUGCAAUAGACUCAGGCAAAAACAAAGUCCGGCAUCCUCUCCUUGUUUGUGUGUUUGUCUCGUUAAUAGGGUUUACCAUCUUGUCCGCAGUUGCUGUCCUAGUUCCCAUCUGUGAAAUGUUGGAGGGAUUGUGGGAGUUGAAGUCCAAAACAACUGGAAGGCUCAAGUUUGCCCAUGCCUGCUUUAGGGUCAGCUUCCACCAAAUUUAUAUUGAAGGAUGAUGUUAUUCCUAGAGAAGUGAAAUGUCUAGGUCCUCUGAUAUGAUCAAUUUGCAGCAGAGUCACACUGGAGGACCUCAAGAUUGCCAAGAGAAUAUUUCAAAUCUGUGAAUAAUCCAAGCCACAAAAGCCCAAUCUGUAAAUGUGUAUUUGCCAUGGUCCAUGAGAUGAAUGAGAAAUUGUAGCAGCAGAAGCAGAAUCGUACAUGCAGGAGCCUUGUGGGUUGUGCUUUGUGCGUUGCACAACGGUGCCAAGUUAUUGAUACGUGCACAAUGUUGCUCUUGUGUGGGGUGCAGCUUAUCUCCGCAUGUGUGUAUUUAUGCUUCUCUGAGAUAAUAUUGGAUUAUAGCUAGUAUGGCAGGAAGCAAUGUGUGGGCUGGAAAAGGAGUCAUGAUCUGAAUUUGGGAAGCUUACUUGCUGAUGAAUGGGGAAUUGUUAUAUUUACUUACAUAAGGAGAAGGGGGCAAAGAGAAGGAGAAAGGCACCAAUUUCACCCCACCUGUUUUCUUACCCCCUUUGUCCUGCCCUCUCCUCGUUUCUCUCUUUUUCAGGUCUUUUUCUAAAUCCCAAAUAUCUCCCCUAAUGAAGGGGGCUGGACUAGAUAUCCUUUGAUGCCCCACCUGGCUACAAUUCAUGAAACAAAACCAGUCCACUCUCUUGGAAAAAUGACCCAAAAAGAUUGAUCCUCAAUAUAUUUCUCAAUAUGUUAUUGAUAGCCAGCAUCACUGGGUUGCUGCAUGUUUUCCAGACUCUCUGACCAUGUUCCAGAAGCAUUCUCUCCUAACGUUUCACCCACAUCUAUGGCAGGCAUCCUCAGAGGUUGUGAGGUCUGUUGGAAACUAGGCAAGUGAGGUUUAUUUAUCUGUGCAAUAACGUCCAGGGUGGGAGAGAGAACACUUGUCUGUUUGAGGCAAGUGUGAAUGUUGCAAAUGGCCAGCUUGGUUAGCAUUUAAUGGCCUUGCAGAUUCAAAGCCUGCUGCUUCCUGCUUGGGGAAAUCCUUUGUUGGGAGGUGUUAAUUGGCCCUGAUUGUUUAUUAUCUGGGAUUCCCCUGUUUUCUGGAUUUUGUUCUUUAUUUACUGUCCUUACUUUAGAGUUUUUUAAUACUCUAAUAUUAAAUAUUAGAUUAAUAAAUUAUUAAGUAUUAAUAUUAAGUAUUAAUAUUAAUACUUCGCCCCGGUGGCGAAGUGCGUUAAAGCACUGAGCUGAAGACUGAAAGGUCCCAGGUUCAAACCCCGGGAGCGGUGUGAGUGGCCGCUGUUAGCUCCAGCUCCUGCCAACCUAGCAGUUCGAAAACAUGCCAAUGUGAGUAGAUCAAUAGGUACCACUCGGGCGGGAAGGUAACGGCGCUCCAUGCAGUCAUGCCGGCCACAUGACCCUGGAGGUGUCUAUGGACAACGCCGGCUCUUCGGCUUAGAAAUAAAGAUGAGCACCAACCCCCAGAGUCAGACAUGACUUAACAUCAGGGGAAACCUUUACCUUUAAUACUCUAAUAAUUUGUUCAUUUUCAUGGUUUCCUCCUUUCUAUUGAAAUUGGCCAUUAAAUGCCAAUCAAGCUGGCCAUUUGCAACACUCACACUUGCCUCCAAGCGACAAGAGUUCUUUCUCCCACCCUGGAUGUUCCACAGAUAUGUAAACCCCACUUGCCUAGUUCCCAACAAACCUCACCACCUCUGAGGAUGCCUGCCACAGAUGUGGGUGAAACAUCAGGAGAGAAUGCUUCUGGAACAUGGCCAUACAGCCCGGAAAACCCACAGCAAACCACUAUUUUUCAAUAGUUUUCUUGAUUGAAAAAUAUUGUUUGCUAGCUGUCUGCAAGUAGAAAUACCAGCAGGUGGAUUUGGAAAAAUAAUAAGAAAUCUUCCUUGAAAAUAAAUAAAAAGUAACCUAAUAAACAAGAGCCAUCUGCACUCAUAAGCAGCCUUCCAUGCAAUUUGCCAAUUUGGAUACAUGUCUGGGUGUCUCGCCCUUAGCUUGAGAAGGUUUCUUCGUUUGGGGAUUAUGAUCAACCAGCAUAGUCAAAAGUUAUGCUAGCUAGGGAAUUCUGGAGAUUGUAGUCCCCCCAAUAAAUAAUAAUUUGCAAUCUUUGUUGAGACCAUUCUUGAUAUCAUGAUCCGAAUCUCAAGCAUCUUGUGGAGUGCAGCCAUAUCUAGUGAAUAUGUAGGAGCAGAUGCUGGAUCAGGUCCAGUCUAUUUUAGAAACACCUUGGUACAAGUUUACUGCAUCGAAUGCCCAAGAGAAGCUCGAAAUGGAGGAUACUGCCAGAGAGUCACUGGUUGGUACCUUCCAGGCAAUCAAACCAGCAAAAGGGUCUGGAAACUGUUGUUUGUGUCUCUGUGCUGAAAAGACUCCAUGCAAUGUACAUAAAAUGGAGAAGGGCUGCAGCUGUUUUUCACCUGCAUUGAAGUCAUUGUGUGACUAGGGAGGGUUUCAGGGACAAAUGUCCUGGUUGCUAUGGACAUGUAUUAUACUGACAACUAUUAAAAUUACAUAGAAUUUCCAA
Molecule: messenger RNA, 7082 nt
Organism: Anolis carolinensis (green anole)
Lineage: Eukaryota; Metazoa; Chordata; Lepidosauria; Squamata; Anolidae
Gene: akap5
Product: A-kinase anchoring protein 5
Exons: 2
Coding region: 917-2380 (487 amino acids)
Biological process (GO): positive regulation of adenylate cyclase activity
Cellular component (GO): dendritic spine; dendrite membrane; postsynaptic density
Molecular function (GO): molecular adaptor activity; protein kinase A regulatory subunit binding; GABA receptor binding
Source: RefSeq, a predicted model, not a curated record